Molecule: messenger RNA, 1809 nt
Organism: Lactuca saligna
Lineage: Eukaryota; Viridiplantae; Streptophyta; Magnoliopsida; Asterales; Asteraceae
Source: the annotation of a GenBank genome assembly
UGUUCAAGUAUUCCACGAACUAAAUAGUUAAGUUUUCACUGAAAUCAAUCAUAAAGAAUCGGCACUUUUUGAAAUCAAAGUCAUGGAAGAUGACCUUUUUCGUUUGGUUCUUUACAUUAUUUUGGCAAUAAACCAGUCAGGCACUCAUAUACGCCAAACGCCCAUGCCUACAUGGUUACAUGACUUUUCAAAUCUCAAACAAAUACUCCAAAAUUGACGUUUAUGGCAGAUUCCAGAUGAUAGCUGACAACGCAGUUUUGAGUAGUAUGUAGGGGCCCUUCUCUCAUCAUCAAUCAUCUCUCUUUGUAAUUAUCUUUGGUACCUACACACCGCUAGACCCCCACCGGAACAUUAAUUCCGACCUAAUUUUAGGGUUUUAUUCAUUCACACACGGAUUAAGGAUUUUCUGUUCAAUUGAGAUUCCUGCUGCCGGUAGAUCACGUAUAGAAUCGAGGUGUUAAAACCCUAAUAAUGUUAUAACCACCGUCAUCUCGGAAAAUUGGGCGUUUUUGCUGUUGAACUUAUUCAACGUGAACGUGGUCAUCUUUCGUGGCUAGUUUUUGGUUGUAGACGAUGGAAGAUGAAAUAGGCAGAGACUCUACAUGGACUAGGGAGCAGGAUAGAGCUUUCGAGAAUGCUCUGGUUGAAUAUCCCGACGAGGAUUCUGAUGAUCGUUGGGAAAAGAUUGCCGCCGAUGUUCCCGGAAAGACUGUGGAAGAGAUUAAGCAUCACUACGAGUUAUUAGUUGACGAUUUAGACCGUAUUGAAUCUGGUAUUGUUCCUCUACCUUGCUAUAGUUCCUCUUCAGAGGACUCUGCAAACCAUGGAGGUGAUGAUGGAAACAGUAAGAAAGGUGGUAACAGUGAAUCCGUUCAUGGAGUUAAGUCCUCAAAGUCAGAUCAGGAGCGCCGGAAAGGUGUUGCAUGGUCAGAAGAUGAACACAGAUUAUUUCUUCUUGGGCUGGAGAAAUAUGGGAAAGGAGAUUGGAGAAGUAUAUCCAGGAACUUUGUAGUGACAAGAACUCCUACCCAAGUUGCAAGCCAUGCACAGAAGUAUUUCAUUCGGUUGAAUUCAAUGAAUAGAGAAAGGAGGCGAACAAGCAUUCAUGACAUAACUAGUGUCAACAAUGGUGAUGGAGCUGCAAUCACUGGUCAAACAAAUGGUUCUCCGGCAGGUGAAGUUGCAAGUUGGAAACCUGUAGAAAGAAGGAUAACGAUGCAAACUAUUGUUACUAUGUGAAAAAUCACAGAGACCAACAUGUUCUAAGUUGGUGGUACUAUGGUAGGGUUAAGGAGCUUGGUGUUAUGCUCGAUUGAAAAAUCAAUUCAUUCAUUCACAUUUGAAGUUGGACUCCAUGAACGGGUGCACCAACGGAUUUGGAAACCCAUGUUGAUGUUGGAAAAACAUUAUUUUUCUUCUUUAGGAAAAUAUGAUUUUUCAACGACGUAUAAAUAUGUAUAUUUUGUGAUCCGGUUAUGUGAUAUUUAAUGGGGUUGCGUUCUUAUAUAGUGUUUUCGUAAAGAUGUAUUGUAUGUUUAAGUUUAAGUUAAUGUGUAUACGAUAUCAACUCUUAAAAAGUCAAAGUGGGAUCUUUGGAAUAAAAGAUGGAAUUUGGAAAAGGGGAUUUUAUAAAACAAUGGAUUCCUUACCAUUUAGUUGAAUGACAAAGAGUCGAAUUAGGGUUCCACCUACUUAUGUGUACUUGGACUUAGGUCGUGAGUUCUGUGAGUGGUGCUAAUAGAGGCAUUUUGCACUUGUUGGAUAUGCUUAUCGCAUCAUUGUAAUACACAUCAAUUUCUUGUGCACGAG